This is a messenger RNA of Biomphalaria glabrata, 2504 nucleotides long. RefSeq names its product mannose-P-dolichol utilization defect 1 protein-like. The transcript is spliced from 5 exons. The coding region runs from base 283 to 1038 and encodes 251 amino acids. NCBI's taxonomy places the organism in Eukaryota, Metazoa, Mollusca, Gastropoda, Planorbidae. The record is from RefSeq and is a predicted model, not a curated record. Gene Ontology annotation, biological process: oligosaccharide biosynthetic process.
UUAUGUCUAAAAGAUAAUAGAUCUAUCUAGAUCUAUAUUAGGGUAUAUUAGAUCUAACAGCUCUGUUAUGUUACAGUGUCUGUAGACUAGAUCUAAUUCAGAGUUGGCAUCUUUUGGUUGUUAAAAAAAUUAACUGUAUACUGUAUACGUAUAAAAACGAAAGUAGGCAAUCCAAGAAGGUAGUCUUGCUACUGAGAUAGUCUACUCUAAUCUAGUCUAGAUCUAGAUCUAAUCUAGCUCUAGAUUACAUUGGUUAACAAUUAUAUAGACCUAAAUCUAGAAAUGUCAACUAAUAGUACAAUAAUCCCAUCGUUCUUAGCAACUUGGCUAAAAUUAAUUGCACCAGGCGAAUGCUACGAGGAAUUUUUCAUUAAGCUGAAUUUUUUGCACGUUCUGUGUGCAAAGAUUCUGAUAAGCAAAUGCCUUGGAUAUGCUAUCAUCUGUGGUUCAUGUAUUGUGAAAGUGCCCCAACUAAUCAAGAUUUUAAAGGCUAAGAGUGGUGAAGGGAUCAGCUUACCAAGCGUGACAUUUGAGUUAGUUGCCAUCUCAGCUACUUGGGCUUAUGGAAAAGGACAUAACUUUCCCUUCUCAUCGUAUGGAGAAUCAAUAUUUUUGGCAAUACAAACCAGUAUCAUUGCAUUCCUUGUGCUGGCAUUUUCUAAUCAGCUAACAAAGGGUUUAGUCUAUGUGGCAGUUUAUGCAGGAACCCUUGCAUUUCUUUUAUCACCUUCUGCUCCCAUGAGCUUGUUGGUUGUUUUACAAGGAGCAAAUAUAGUCUUGGUUUCUUUUAGUAAAAUGAUUCAAGCAGUAUCCAACUACAACAAUGGCAGCACUGGACAGCUUUCUGUUAUAACAGUUUAUCUCUUGUUUCUGGGUUCUAUAGCUAGGAUCUUCACCUCAGUCCAAGAAACUGGUGACAUGUUUGUUGUCAUCACCUAUUGUGUGGCCACUCUGUUCAAUGGCGUUAUUGCUGCCCAGAUGAUUUAUUAUUGGAAUACCACACCUAGUCCACAAGAACAGAGUAAGAAAAGUUCCUAGUGAUACAGAACCAUUCCAGAUAUUUUUAAUAUCAAAUUUUACCAUCAGUUAUAAAUUAUAUCCUUUUAAUUAGCAUGUAAUUAUUUUAAUAGUGAUUGUAUAUAUCAUAUGCAUCUUCUUUAAAUUAUUGUAAAACCUUCCAGAUUUUAAAAAAAUAUAUACUCAAAUGUAUUGCUUUGUUGGUUUUUAUUAUUGUUAAUGUCUUUGUCAUAUCAUAUUAUUGUCUAUUUUAAUAUAGCCAAGAACUUACAACCACAUCAAAAUUAACAUAUACAUGGUCAUAUGAGUGCAUUCAAUCAAUUUCUUCUAUGAGCCAAACUUCAAUCAAAUUUGUUACCCACACUUUUGAAAGAUUUUCUAAAAAAUGACUUAGGGAGAAUAAUGGUUAAUUAUUCUACUAUACUGAAAAGUAUUGUUUUGUAUUACAUGUUCCUUCAAAAUUAAAGAUAAAGAUUAUUAAAUCCUAGCUCAAACCUCCUGCAGAUGACAGGAAGGGUUUGAUCUUUGGAUCAUCAGACCACUGACCAUAGCGCAUACCACACAACCAUGCAGACUUCUUGAGAUCAGACAGCUAAAUAAGGCUCAAUAGUCUCCCAUCACUGUUGUCAACAUUUGUGAAUUAUUAAAAAGUUAAAAAGCUUUGGCUAGAAUUCAAAUUUAGCAUUUUGGCCACCAUGGGCUUACAUCUCUGGCACUAUGACACAUAUUCAUGGGUCUUCAAUAGUUAUGAUCACUUGCUUUGAAAGAAACUGUACAUGUGUCAUAUUGCUGUUAUUUUUUUAAUGUAACAAAUAAUGAACAAAACAAACCCAACUGAUUUCUUAAAGGUGCAAACACUGAAUAAAUGUAUGUAUUAAUUUUUUCUCCUGUUUCAUUUGGACAUUUAAUAUUAGUUUUACUGUUACCUGACACCGUAUUCAUAUUAAAACUGACAUUUUUACAUAAGUUAAAGAUUGUUAUUUGUUUUUCACUUUAUGGAUAAUUAAUGAUUCUUUCAAAAAUGCAGUUUAAACCCAGAAAACCAUCCUGUAAUUAGAUUCAAUAGUAGUUAUUUAAAAAUGUACAAAUAGGUGAGGGCUAUAAGUCAUCAAGAAACCUUUGUUAACUGUUGUCAUCAUAAUUGGAUCAACUGUAUUUAAAUUAUGCUUUCUUUUUAUAAAUUUAGUUUGUGUUACAUUACUGGAAAUAUAAAAAUUUAAAUAUACUGGUACUAAUAAUUCCUGUUUCAAUAAGUUGAAACAAACUUUCACUAGUUCUUUCAGAGCUAUACCAUUACAUGUGCAUCUAGUUCAGUUCUUUGCUUGUUAACAUUAAUAGAGAUUCUGGUUAACUUUGUAUGUUAUUUUUUUUUUUACAACUUUGUUUUAUGUUUGUGAUUCAUGUUUAUUUGAAUUGAUCAUGACAUAGAUUUUAGGAAUUGUUGACUGGAAACAAAAUCAUACAAAUUAAAAUUUGUUAAAAAGAUA